Molecule: messenger RNA, 1536 nt
Organism: Truncatella angustata
Lineage: Eukaryota; Fungi; Ascomycota; Sordariomycetes; Amphisphaeriales; Sporocadaceae
Product: major facilitator superfamily domain-containing protein
Exons: 4
Coding region: 1-1536 (511 amino acids)
Biological process (GO): transmembrane transport
Cellular component (GO): membrane
Molecular function (GO): transmembrane transporter activity
Source: RefSeq, a predicted model, not a curated record
AUGUCUUCCAAGGAAGUCUUUCGUAGCGACAGCGAUGGACAGACAGAACACACCGAGGUGAAAGAUCUCCAUAGCGCUGCCGAGCGCGGUGUGGCCGCAACAGAUCGAUAUGGCGUGUCACUCGUACAGUUCGAUCCAGUACUGGAGGCGAAGCUGAGGAAAAAGAUCGACUGGGCGAUCCUGCCCAUCAUCGCCCUCCUCUACCUAUUCUGCUUCAUAGAUCGCGCUAAUCUCGGCAAUGCGAAGAUCGUGGGUUUGGAAAAAGACCUGCACAUGACUGGUGCAUAUGACUACAACCAACUGGCUUCCAUCUUCUAUAUUGCUUACAUCGUUUUCGAAAUCCCUAGCAAUCUCGCUUGCAAAUGGAUGGGGCCUGGUUGGUUCAUCCCACUUCUCGUCUUGGGAUUUGGGGCCAUGUCAUUAGCUUUCGCCUAUGUCCAAGACCUGCCACAAGCAUGCGCCGUGCGCUUUCUUCUUGGAAUGUUCGAGUCGGGAGUCAUGCCUGGAAUGUCGUACUAUCUGUCGCGAUGGUACCGAAGGUCCGAGUUCACCUUUAGAGUCGCAGUCUUUGUUGUUAUGGCGCCAUUGGCAGGUGCGUUUGGUGGGCUCCUUGCCUCGGGUAUUACUAGCAUGACCAAUAUUGGAGGACUGCACAGCUGGAGAAUGAUUUUUUUCGUUGAAGGCAUCAUCACGAUCGGUCUGUCCGCUAUUGCUGUUGUAAUCCUGACAGACCGACCCGAGACCGCCAGGUGGCUCACUCAGGAGGAGAAGGAUCUUGCUAUCGCCAGAGUCAAGUCAGAACGCAUUGCCCAGACUAGUGUGCUUGACACCUUUUCGUAUCAGAAGGUCUGGCUCGGCAUUUGGAAUCCUGUCGUGCUGGCCACUGCUUGGGUGUUCCUCCUUGACAACAUUACCGUUCAGGGCCUGGCGUUUUUCUUACCCACCAUUAUCGCUGGCAUCUUCCCGUCUGCGCGGGGAUACUCGGUUGUGCAACAACAACUUUUGACGGUCCCUCCAUACAUUGUUGGAGCGUUCAUCACGCUCAUCAUUCCAUACAUCUCAUGGAAGCAGGACAAGCGGCAGAAGUUCCUCAUCAUUGCCGCCCCUCCAGUUAUGAUUGGCUACAUCAUUUACCUGGCUACGCCCAAUGGCACGGCCAGAUACGUCGCCACGUUCGUCAUUACCGCAGCCUUUGCCCUUGGCCCCAUGACCAACGCCCAGGCGGCCAUCCAGACAUCGAGUGACACCUCUCGCAGCGUGGCGCUUGCCGUCAAUAUGCUCUUCGGUAACAUCGGCGGCCUGAUCGCUACCUGGAGUUAUAUUGGUUGGGACAAGCCAGACUACAGGAUCGGCAACGGUCUCAACUUUGCCGCAUCUAGUCUCAUCCUAGUCUCGGCAACUCUGGCGUACUUCUGGAUGCGCCGCGAUAACAAGAAGAGGGACAGCAAGGAUAUUGACGCGGAGCUUAGUGGACUGACCGAGGAGCAGAUUGAGAAUUUGGAGUGGAAGCACCCGGCUUGGAGAUGGAAGCCGUAA